Epinephelus lanceolatus (giant grouper) is the source of this 1346-nucleotide messenger RNA. RefSeq names its product neuritin-like. Gene Ontology annotation, biological process: nervous system development; neuron projection extension. Gene Ontology annotation, cellular component: plasma membrane. The record is from RefSeq and is a predicted model, not a curated record. NCBI's taxonomy places the organism in Eukaryota, Metazoa, Chordata, Actinopteri, Perciformes, Serranidae.
UUGCAGGGAGGUUGCGCGGAGGUUCCUCUCCUCCUCAGGGAGGUGAGGGAGCUGUCCGGUGCUGAGGGGGGAAGAUGAGCUCAGCGCGCGCCGGGGGGCAGGUAACGUCAGCAGUCGGCCGGAGCUGGGAAAGACUGUAUAUACACACCCACCAAGUGUUUAUCGCCGCUUAAUCACUGAUACACACCGACACACAUUAAUAAUGGGCAGCUAAUCAGCUCUGUGUGACUCAGCUGCGCUUCUUUAUUCCGAUUCAUGAGUGCCUCGGCAGCAUCCCGCGCCCUCCGCUUGGCUUGAAAUGGGAUGAUAUGGGAUUUUUCAUGUCGACGAAGAUCGGAGGGAUUCUUGCGUUUGCCUUGGUAUUCCUGCCCCUGAUGGUGUCAGGAGACUCAGAUGCAGACGUGAAGUGUGAGAACAUUUAUAAGGACUUUUCUGAUUGCGUCCUGGAGCUGGGAGAGAGCAUGGACAACUAUCAGGAGAACGUGACCAGCGAGAGGGGAGUGGCAGCUGUGUGCAGCCACUGGGAAGCUUUCCACACAUGUGCCCUCACGGCGCUGUCCGACUGUCAGAAGGAAGUCAGCUCCAUCUGGGAAACUCUGAGGCAGGACUCCAGGAAGAUUCGCUUCCAGGGGAGUCUGUUCGACCUGUGCAGCCCGAGCUCCUCGCCAAGCAUAAGUUCACCUCUUGCUGCCCUUACCCUGCCACUGAUAGGCGUGUUGAUCGUGGCUGGGCCCAACUGGUACCCUGUAUAGAUGGGGGUGAGGUGGAUGGGAGGGGUGAUGAGGAGAACCUCAAAUCCCCCCUGGGUUCAGUCCUGCUGAGUUCAAACUUAAAGCCAAGGAUUUAAGAGAGUGUUUUAAUAAGGAUUAUUUUGACACAGAGCCACGGAGGUCUGUGGUUAAGCCAAUCAAUAUUUGCUGUGGUGAAUAAUGUUUGAAAUCUCUUCAAACACUUCAGCUUGAUCCUCCCUUAUGUCCAGAAACUGAUAGAGCACUUGAGAAAAUUACAUUUUAGCUAGCUGAUCAGUCCAGGCUGACUACAGCAAACACACGAGUAUUCAAGGGAUUUCAGAUACAGUGUGAGCAGAUCAGUCAGACACCUGUGGCUCUGGGUUACCAAUAUACAAGGAGUGGACACAAUAUCAUGAACACCUGUACAAUCUAAUGCAAUGAGUAUGUUAUUCAUGUACACUAUCAUGUUGUGUUUUUGUGGAUUUAAGUCUGAGGUCAUUUUUAAAGCAGUAUUUGUGGAGUUGUGCUGGUUUUCAUUAUAUUCUAACACAGAAAGAUGUUGAUGUUUUUGUGUCCACUCCCUGUACCAUGUGUUGUAUGGUUUUAUCAUGAUAA